CGUCAAAAUGACCCUGACAGUUGACAGAAAAUGUACGAUUGAGGCUUCUUGCUAGCGAGUGAGUGAGUAAAAAGAACAAAGCGCAGGGUAUCAGAUCCUCUCCUCGUGCUAAUCAUUUCACGGCUGAAGUGCUUGCCAAUUUUGCAGUUCACUAUUGUUGUCUUGACGAAACAGUUUCCCUCCGCAUGAUAAAAUUUAAUACUUCCCCGCUGCCAAAAUUUAAUACUCCUUUCCAGUCUGACAAUAUUCCUGAGCUAGGCCGUGUGACAGCUCUGAACUCGUUCCUCUUCGCUAUUUCAAGUUCCAGGCCAGGUGAGGCAGUAGUAGCGGCAAAAGUGCACCUGGCGUUUCGAAUUUUGGCCUUCUCCGUUCUGUUGAGCGAGUUGAGUGGGACGGGCGGGAAAAUAGGAGUCGACUGAAAAGCGUGGUUGACGACUCCACAGCUCCGCAGAGGAGAAGCUCGCAGCAGCAGUUCGACCAUGGCGGAGUUAGAAGGAGACGAACCAGAAAUACCUGCAACAGAUGCGUACUCACUAGAACUGAAGAAGAAGAUACUCGGAGCGUUUGAGGUGUUUGAUCAUGACGCAAACGACACGGUAGAUGUCAGAGAGGUGGGCACCAUCAUACGGUCACUUGGACUAUGCCCGAGCGAGGGAGAGCUCAGCGACAUGAUACGAAUGAUGGAGGAGGAUGAACCAACAGGCUAUGUACGCUUUGUCAAGUUUGAACCUGUCGCUUUGCAGGCACUGGUGGAAAGACGAUACCGCCCAGUUGAUGAAGAAACAUUACUCAAGGCAUUCGAGGUGCUGGACACAGCCAAGAACGAUUGCUUGACGGUGGAGCAACUCACCAAAGUCAUGUGUGAGAAUGGGGAGAACUUCUCCAAAGAGGAGAUGGAUGAGAUGCUGAGUGCGGCUGUGGACCCAGACAAGAACAACAUCCAGUACCGCGAGUACGUUUCUCUAAUGGUGGUCGAUGAGAACAACUGACCAACUAAGCAUACUGGUAGUCUAGAGAUGCCAAGCGCAGCCGUGAGCAGGAGACGACAACGACACAACGGCCGCCGUGUGCAUAGUGCACGUUGUCAACAACUCCUACUGCAUGCUGCAAGAAACCUCUAAUCGGACUAGCAUCUUACUCCAGUGUCUACUGGCGAGAAUUGAGCAGACUGAUGGUGUGACCACCAUCACUGCAUUUCUGUCAGUCUCAGUCCGUCAGACACCACCAGUAUUGGUAGAACAGUAGCACACCGGACGGUGUUGAUUGUAACCAGUUAGUAGCUAGUCAAUCAGUAGAGUAUGACUGUGCAGAGUGGAUUGAACACAAUAGGCAAGUACAAUAGGCAAACUAGUAUCCACUGCAACAGCCGUCGUCUAACAAGCUGACUCUGAACUCGCACAGCUCGAGUGCAAAGAAAAAAACUACAUGCAUGUAUUACUACUAUCAGAAAAGACAAUAAGCUAAAAAAAAACUAAACUGAACUAAACAAAGUGAUCAAACGCGUCUUGUCACAGAAUUGCAUUCCUCAUUUUUAUACUGUAUAUUAUUUUCCUUAUAUGUGGUUAAUAAUAGUCAUUUCAUGGAUAAAAACCCAAGUUAAACAUAGCCUUUUAUUUUAUAAUUUCUUGAUUAAUUCUUCAGCUUCUUGUCGCUUAUCGUCUUUCUUCAUACCGAUGAAAUCUGCAAAAAGCGGGAAGGUAAAUAGAGCUAAUCCGUGUUAAAUGCAACCAGGAACAAACUUUGCACCACGUCGACUUUUCGAUCAAUUUUAUUUACAAUGCCUGCCUGCUCCUUGGGCCCCUAGGCCCCCCCCCCCCUAAGUUCCAUUUUUGGCACCCAAAAUUCAUACAGCCUCUCUCUAUAUUGGCACCCAGGAUUCAUACAGUCCCCCCCCCCUAUUUCGGCACCCAGGAUGCAUACAGCCCAGCCCCUCUAUUUUGGCACCCAGGAUUUAUACAGCAGCCAGCCUCUUCCACUCAUUCCUACUUGCACAGUAUUCAGCACACCUUGAUGAUACCAGCAGCUUGGAUUCAUCACGGCUGCAUGGCCAGCGCCCUGGGCCGCUUGACCUCCGACCGGAUUUUCAUGUCCACAGCAGUAAUAGUAGGACUCCCUGGAGUUGGCACAUGCCCUGGCUUCACAGCCCUGGAUUUGACACAUGCACUGGCCUUGUCCCUGCAGGGAAUCGCGAUUCCACGGAUGCAACAAAUUUCGCGAUUUUGGCCCAAACCCGCGUUUUUCUGCAUAAUCCGCGAUUUCCCGCGUUUUUUGUUGUUUUCUGCACUUUUUCAAACAUUCUUCUGUACUUUUCCCGCAGUGCUUUCCAUGAUCAUGUUGGUUUUUUGCAUAGA
This is a messenger RNA of Sycon ciliatum, 2351 nucleotides long. RefSeq names its product dynein regulatory complex protein 8-like. The transcript is spliced from 7 exons. Lineage: Eukaryota; Metazoa; Porifera; Calcarea; Leucosolenida; Sycettidae. The coding region runs from base 480 to 989 and encodes 169 amino acids. Gene Ontology annotation, molecular function: calcium ion binding. The record is from RefSeq and is a predicted model, not a curated record.